Messenger RNA from Phytophthora infestans T30-4, 327 nucleotides. RefSeq lists its product as uncharacterized. The coding region runs from base 1 to 327 and encodes 108 amino acids. The transcript has 3 exons. The record is from RefSeq and is a predicted model, not a curated record. NCBI's taxonomy places the organism in Eukaryota, Oomycota, Peronosporomycetes, Peronosporales, Peronosporaceae.
AUGCAGCCACCGCCACCUCCCGGGUCUACGCCGCCAGGCCCUCCACCCCCGAUGCCGCCGCAACUUCAGGCCAUGAUGCGUCAGAUGGAAAAGCGCCAGCCCAAGUUCCAGCAGCAGAUACAGCCGCCAGCGCCGAACCAGCACCAGCAAGGUGGUCGGCCGAGUGACGACGUGCGUGACGCGUCAAGGUUCUUCCUGCCUUCGUUCUUGGAGGACCCAGAAGAAUUGCGUCCUCGACAAGUACAGUAUGCCACGAAUAACGGGCCCGGAAGAGUGUUCUUCCAGCCGUCAUUUCUCGAGGAUCCCUGGGCUCAACUGGUGCAUUGA